AUGACUGUAUCUGCAGUGUAUACCUUGCUCUCAAUACUUGGCAUCUUAUUCUUUGCACAAGUUGCAAAGAUUAUAUAUCGAAUAUUUUUACAUCCUCUCGCCCGAUUCCCUGGCCCCAAGCUGGCCGCAGCCUCGAGUUUAUACUCAACAUACUACAAUCUCGUUAAAGGUGGCCAGUAUACGGAAAUGCUUCCUUGCUUGCAUGAUCUAUAUGGACCGAUCGUCCGAACACACCCAAAUGAGCUCCAUAUCCGCGACAUUGCAGCAUACAAUACUAUAUUUAAAAUGGGAACACCAUUUUCGAAAGACCGCCAGUUCUACGGGUUCCCUUUCGAAGGGUCGCAUUUCAGUAUGACAAAUACGAAGUCCGCUAAGGGCCGCAGAGAUUUACUUCAGCCUCACUUAUCUCAUAAGGCAGUUAAAGAAAUACAGCCAUUGUUAGAGAGGUCACUUGGACGAUUUUUGGAAAUAUUAGAAAGGGCUCGUGACAAUGGAGAAUCUGUAGAUCUUUCAUUGGGCUACCGGUGCGUCACAAUUGAUAUGCUGUUAGGAUAUGCGUUCGGCCAGUCCCGCAAGGCCCUCAACUCCGCAGACUUUGAUUUUCCCCCAGCAAAGUACAUGGAUGACGUUCUUUUCGGAUCGCUGCUGGUGAAGCAUUUUCCAGGAAGCCUAAAAUUGAUUUUUGGUGUCGUUCUCUAUUUGCCGCGCCUUAUCACCAAGAAACUUGUAAUCUCAUCAAUGAUUGAUAUGAAGGAGAGCUGCUGCGGGAUGUUACUGGAGUUGAUUGAUAAACGAAAGCACCACAAACAAUCCCAUUCGACCAUGUUCGAUACCGCUAUCGACCAAGUGAUUUCAGAGUCUCCAAAAGCUCCGACAAUUCAGGACUUAACUGCGGAAGCUUUGGUUCUUCUCUUUGCCGGUGGCGAAGCAACAGCAAUUUCCUUGAUAAAGGGUACCUUUCAUAUGCUGAAAGAUGGCAACGAGUUUCAGAAACUGAAGAAUGAGCUCCACUCCGCAAUGCCCGAUCCACAGACACAGAUUACAAUCGAGGAGUUGGGAAGACUCCCUUACCUUAGAGGGUUGGUUAAAGAGAGCCUCCGUUUCACCCAGGGGGCGCCAGGACGUCUUCCGAGGAUCGUGCCCGACGGUGGAGUGACUCUAUGUGGAGAAUUCAUCCCCGCAAAGACAAUUGUGUCGUCUAGUCAUUAUGUGUACCACUUUGAUCCUCAUGUCUUCAAGGACCCAAUGCAGUUUCGCCCAGAGCGUUGGCUUAAAGACGAGGACCGUGAGCAGCUAGAAAAGCAGCUCCUUUCAUUCUCACGCGGCUCUCGCGCCUGCAUUGGCAUCAAUCUCGCAUAUGCCGAACUGUACCUUGUUUUCGCGCACGUAUUUCGGAGAUUUAACUUCCGCCUCGAUGGCACUACAGAUGACGAGAUGGAGCUCCGAGAUUACUACGCGCCCAUGGCAAAGGGGCAUCUAAAGGUGAUUCCCACUACUUCCGCUGCAGUGGGAGAAACGGAAGAGAGUUGGAAACCUAACAUUGAGUUUGCAGCAAAUUGA
Aspergillus alliaceus is the source of this 1560-nucleotide messenger RNA. RefSeq names its product cytochrome P450. Gene Ontology annotation, molecular function: heme binding; oxidoreductase activity, acting on paired donors, with incorporation or reduction of molecular oxygen; iron ion binding. NCBI's taxonomy places the organism in Eukaryota, Fungi, Ascomycota, Eurotiomycetes, Eurotiales, Aspergillaceae. The coding region runs from base 1 to 1560 and encodes 519 amino acids. The transcript is spliced from 6 exons. The record is from RefSeq and is a predicted model, not a curated record.